Megalobrama amblycephala (Wuchang bream) is the source of this 1490-nucleotide messenger RNA. It is a transcript of the gene pkia, whose product is annotated as cAMP-dependent protein kinase inhibitor alpha. The coding region runs from base 312 to 545 and encodes 77 amino acids. Gene Ontology annotation, biological process: negative regulation of cAMP-dependent protein kinase activity. Gene Ontology annotation, cellular component: cytoplasm; nucleus. The transcript has 3 exons. Lineage: Eukaryota; Metazoa; Chordata; Actinopteri; Cypriniformes; Xenocyprididae. Gene Ontology annotation, molecular function: cAMP-dependent protein kinase inhibitor activity. The record is from RefSeq and is a predicted model, not a curated record.
GCGAAUCAGUGAACAGGUUCAAAAGAGUCGAAUCACUGAGAUGAAUCAAACGUCCCUCCACUACCGAACAUAAGCAGAUAUAAUGGUUUUGGAUAAUCCUCGCAUAUCAUCAGCACUCGGCAACGCGCAUACGUCAUCCCUUUCUUCUCUUGCAGACUCAUGAACUGAGCCAGCAGCAGCAGCAGCAGCACCGCUGACAGCAUCGUCGCAUCCUACUGAAGUAUUAACCGGAGCGACAAAACUACACAGCCUUGACAAUUAGAAAAACAUCCAGCCUAAAACAGGCACUGCUAUGUUGAAACGCGUUAGAUAUGACUGAUGUCGAGGUGACAUAUGAAGACUUCAUCGCCUCUGGCAGGUCCGGCAGACGCAAUGCUGUACACGACAUACUGGGAACCUCCGGCGAGCUGGACGCUAGCGGGCUUUCCCAAACUCUGUCUGAGCUCAAUAUCAGCAAAGCAGAGACAGGGAAUGAUGGAGAGAAAAGCCAGAGCAUGGCAAACUCCGACCCGAAGCAGGAAGAGGGCAAAGGGGAAGAAACAUAACAGACUUCAGUGAGAAAAUCAGGAAAUACCCCCUCUAGUGGCUGAUUUUAUAUGCAUGGAGGGGUUGACACUGAAAAUAGUGCAGCAUCCCUCUCUCUGAAGGAUCCUGAUGGAGGAGACUUUGCUUUGAGGAAGCUACUGUGAAAGGCUGGGCCUUAAGAAUCAUAGCGCUGCUGUUUUACUACAGUGAUUGCUACUUUAGCUGAUGUAGGUAUGAUUUGUACUUAGAAAUUCACUCUAGUUGGUAGGUACCUAGAGCGACUGUUGGGAUUUGAGUCAGAAGUAAUCACAUUACAAUGAUGAAUACACACUUGGUGGUGGAUCUUAUUUUGAACAACACCCACUGAACUUGUGAUUUUGGAUUCACUAAUUAACUGCCAGAAUAGUGCAGCUAAUACGCACUUAGAAUUCAGUCAUUUUAUAGGUGUAGUGUUGUAAUAUCAGAUUUUGAUAUUAAAUUUGUGCUUUAUGUCUUUGAUAUCUUCAGUUUAUGUUUUCGCCGGGUACACGUUGGUAUAUUCACGUAAUAUAAGUGCUGCACUCUGGUUAAACACUCACUGAAUUCUGAUAAACUGUCUAUGAUGGUCUUGCAUGACAUUUCUCCUGACAGAAUAUGUGUGUAUAACAGUUCACAUCCCACAAAUUUUGUGAUCCGAACAUUCGCAGUGUGUUGUGAUGCUAAUUUGUGUGUUUUAUGAUGAAAAUUCUUAUUGUAUUAUGAAAUCUGGCUUGAUUUGAAGUCUGACUGACACUGCCUAUUAACCCCUUUGAAAAUGUGUUCAAUAGAGCUUGCCUUACCAAACCUCUGCCCAUAUUUUGUCUUCCAGUCAUUAGCUCUAUGUCCUCAAUUUUGCAUAUAUUUGAUAUUUUCAUUUGUGGGUACAUAAAAAUUUGAAUAAAUUCAAGAAAUAUUUGGGGAAAAGUUUUGUUUUUUUAAAUCAUUUA